AUGGAGACGGCGACGGAAGUAGCGGCGGUUGUUUCUUCUCCGGCGACUGCGGUUGGGUCGGCGGCGACGAGGAAGAGAGAGAAGCCGUAUAAAGGGAUAAGGAUGAGGAAGUGGGGGAAGUGGGUGGCGGAGAUUAGAGAGCCUAAUAAACGGUCAAGGAUCUGGCUUGGCUCUUACUCAACUCCUGAGGCGGCGGCUAGAGCUUACGACACGGCGGUGUUCUAUCUCCGAGGUCCAUCAGCUCGGCUUAACUUCCCGGAGCUUUUAGCCGGCGUUACGGUGGCGGGAGGAGGAGGACACGGUGGUGGGGAUAUGUCGGCGGCGUAUAUAAGGAGAAAAGCGGCGGAGGUUGGAGCUCAAGUGGAUGCGUUAGAAGCGGCGGGAGGGAAUCGUCAUCACCAUCAUCAUCAUCAACGUGUUAAUCAUGAUUACGUCGAUGAUGAUCAUAACGUUAAUCACAGUGAUUAUCGUCUUAAUGAUGGUGACCAUAUCGAGUGUAGUAGUAAGGAAGAGUUUAAGAAGUGUAACGAGUGGGAACGGGUUGAUUUGAACAAAUUACCCGAUCCGGAAACUUCAGAUGACGAUUAA
Molecule: messenger RNA, 588 nt
Organism: Microthlaspi erraticum
Lineage: Eukaryota; Viridiplantae; Streptophyta; Magnoliopsida; Brassicales; Brassicaceae
Source: the annotation of a GenBank genome assembly